Syngnathus typhle (broad-nosed pipefish) is the source of this 3030-nucleotide messenger RNA. RefSeq names its product 5-methyltetrahydrofolate-homocysteine methyltransferase reductase (gene mtrr). The coding region runs from base 169 to 2277 and encodes 702 amino acids. Gene Ontology annotation, molecular function: flavin adenine dinucleotide binding; [methionine synthase] reductase (NADPH) activity; FMN binding. The record is from RefSeq and is a predicted model, not a curated record. Gene Ontology annotation, biological process: homocysteine metabolic process. The transcript is spliced from 15 exons. Lineage: Eukaryota; Metazoa; Chordata; Actinopteri; Syngnathiformes; Syngnathidae. Gene Ontology annotation, cellular component: cytosol.
GUCGCCUAUUACUACACAUGUUUUUCAUUUUGAAGCCUACUUCUAGAUUCCACGUGUUAAAAUGUCAAGUAUGACGUCACAUCCGGCUAGGGAUUGUUUACGUUUUCUGAGUUUAAGGUUAGGAAAUUGUUUCGGAGAGCCGACUUUAUUUGUCUCAUGUCUUGAAGAAUGCCCAUUGAAGUCAAGUCUCGAAUUGUGGUUCUCUAUGGCUCUCAAAAAGGUCAAGCCCAGUCCAUUGCAGAAGGGAUAGCUGAAGAGGCAGAGGAGCAUGGACUACUUGCUGAGCUCAGCUGUUUGAAUCAGAAAGAGAAGUACAAUUUGGAGAAGGAAAAUUCCCCUGUUGUCUUUAUUGUGUCUACUACUGGAGAUGGGGAGCCACCAGACAAUGCCUUGGAAUUUGUGAAGCACAUCAAGAAGAAGACACUCUCCUCUGAACACUAUAAACAUCUCCACUAUGCACUUUUAGCUUUAGGAGACACCAAUUACGAAAACUUUUGCAACUGUGGCAAGACAAUUGAGCGCCGUCUACAGGAGCUUGGAGCCCAACAAUUCUAUGCAACAGGAUAUGCAGAUGACGGUACAGGGUUGGAGUUGGUUGUAGACCCUUGGCUUGAAGGACUGUGGAAAGCUGUCAAAGCCGCUUUAACAAAUAUGGCUUCUGAUUGGAGUAUGGACAAGACAAUUCCAGAUUCAUCAAUACCACAUGUUGAACUAAACCGCCUAAGCCUCACUGACCAGUCUCCCAACUUAGACCUCAAAUGUGCAUCCCCGGGUUCAGCUUCUGUUGAAGAAGUCCGGUUAACGGCACCCCCAGCGGAAACGCAAAACACGGAUGCUGGAUUGUCCGAUGCACCUUCACUGUCACACUCAGUGCCUCCACUGUCCGAUUUGUCUCUAAAUGUUCCUAGUCUACCUCCACCUUUUCUACACGUGUCUCUUCAGGAGUUAGACAUGGUAGAUGAGAUUUCUGGACCGUUAAACAGCGAAACUCUCAAUUUGGUCCCUAUAUCCCGUGCCGUUUGUUUAACAACGGGCGAGUCAGUCAAGACUGCCAUCCUUCUUGAGCUUGACAUCACUACUCACCCAAUGUUGACUUAUCAGCCCGGGGACUCGUUUGAUGUUUUUUGCCCAAAUAGGGCAUCUGAGGUCAAGCAAUUGCUUCAAAGAUUGGGUCUCGAGGAUAAGAAGAAUCAUCUAGUCCAAGUUUCUUUACUGAAAAACACAAAGAAAAAAGGUGCUCAGGUUCCUUCAUACAUCCCUCAGAACAUUUCUCUACUGUACCUGUUCACAUGGUGUCUGGAGAUUAGAAGUGUUCCUAAGAAGGCCUUCUUGCGAGCGCUGGCUGAGCAUACAGCAGACGGCGUGCAAAAAAGAAGACUGCAAGAACUUUGUAGCAAACAAGGCACCGCAGACUACAACCAGUUUGUGAGAGAGACAAGCCUCUGUGUUUUGGACCUUCUGGACACUUUCCCAUCCUGCUUGCCUCCCCUGAGCCUCUUUAUAGAACAUCUCCCCAAGCUGCAGCCAAGGCCUUAUUCAGUGGCCAGCUCCUGCCUUCAGCAUCCGGGCAAGCUGAAUUUCGUUUUUAGCGUUAUCGAGUUCCCAGCACGCUCAGGUCGUCCUGUGGGGAGGCAGGGCUUAUGUACUGGUUGGCUCUUUGACCUCGUCUCCCCUCGCCUGGUUCACCAAGGGAAGGAUGAAUUGCAGCAUUGCGGGUCCGUACCGCUGAUUCAUGUGAGUUUGAGACCCAACCGCUCCUUUCGACUUCCACCUGACACCUCAGUGCCUGUCGUAAUGGUCGGACCUGGUACGGGUGUCGCGCCCUUCAUCGGCUUCCUCCAGCAAAGAGAAAAGGAGAGGCAGGAGAAUCCCGAUGCCGUGUUCGGUGAGACCUGGUUGUUUUUCGGUUGUCGCUACAGAGACCGAGACUACCUGUUCAGGGAGGAGCUGGAGGGCUUUGUAUCCAGUGGCACCUUGGACCACCUCAUGGUGUGUUUCUCCAGAGAUAACCAGAAGGAGGAGGCCGUUGUUUCAGAGAGACCUCCCAAAUAUGUCCAACACAACAUGUUGCGCCACAGCCACAAAAUCAUCAACAUUUUGAUCAGACAAAACGGUUGCCUCUAUGUUUGUGGAGAUGCAAAGAACAUGGCUCGAGAUGUAAACGACACCCUGGUGGAGAUGAUCAUGAGUGAGCUCCAGGUGGACCAACUGGAGGCCAUGAAGCAACUGGCUAGCCUGAGGGAGGAGAAACGCUACUUGCAGGACAUCUGGGGAUAAAAGAGGUCUUCUCUUUUUUUGUUUUUAAAAAAAAAUAUGAUCCAAAACUCAACACACUAAGCUGUAGCCUUCUGAGCUAACUGCAAGGUCGAGCAAAAGUGACCUUGGCCAGUCCAAUAUUGCUGCUUAUUUGUUCUUACGGUGUGAAGAUGCUUUUAGGCUUGACAAGCACUCCAUGUUUAUCCUGCCAGUAAAAGUAUUUAAGUCAGAUUUGAUGGAGGGAUUUCAAUGAGACUGAAACUGGCAUUCGGUUCCUCCCUAGAUAAACAAAAGUCAUUUACAUGCAAAUAUAAAAAGGAUUUUGCAGGGUUUAGAAGUUUUUUGGGGUUUUUUUUUUACGUGCAAAACUCACUGCCAACUUAAUAAACCGCAUUUGAAAAUGAACUUGUGAAGGCCACACACACCCAAAAACUCAAAUCAUUUUUUUGAAAAUGGAAUUUUAAUGAAAAUACAUGAAAUACAAAUACAUUACCGGAACAAUACAAGGUGUAUUUCUUUUUAUUAUUCAUCAUGAGAAAGUGUACUGUGAAGUUCAGAGUGAGCAUAGAGGGCACAAAUAUCCAUCAUAAAGCUCUCAGCUCUGAGAAUAAUCCCCCCGACUUGACUUUGUCUGGGUCUGCCCGCAUGCACAAUGUUAUUUUGGACUCCUUCAAACAUUUCCCCAGCUGAGCUACCAUCUCAAACACACACUCAUGCACACACUGCCUGUCAUAUUGUGUGGUAUGGAAAUAAAAUAAUUCGAAUAAACUUCAA